AUGGCAAAGACAGACACCCCUACUCCCGCCUCAACGCGUCGCGGAACAAAAGCCGCAGCUACCGCCCCCAAAGCUGAAACAAAAACAACAACUAAGGCCAAGGCCACAGCUCCAGUCAAGGUCACUAAGAAAUCCGCUGCCGCCCCUGCUCCUGCCGCCACCAAGGCCAAUGCUAAGGCUAUCACCACCAAGGCCAUUACCACCAAGGCCAUUACCACCAAGGCCAUUACCACCAAGGCCAUUACCACCAAGGCCACCACCACCAAGGCCAAGACUGCUACCGAGAUGUCUCUUGCCGCUUCUGCCGAGAAGACCCCCGCCAAACGUGGCCGCAAGCCCAAGGCCGAAACAAUUGAUGACCAGGUCUCAAUGCUCGAAAUCGCCACCACAAAGAAGCCAACCAAGAAGACAACCAAGAAGGAAACCGCCGCCGUCGCUUCUGCACCUCCCGCCCCUGCCGCUGCCGCUGCCUCUUCAAGCAAGAAGCGCAAAUCCGAGGCUGAUGAUUCUACCACUCCUCCUGCCAAGAAGCGCGGUCGCCCUCUGGGCUCCGUCAAGAAGGCCGCUCCUGCCGCUGCCGAUACCACUCCCGCCACCACGGCAAGGGCGACAAAGGCCAAGGCGGAGACCAAGAAAGAGGAGCCUGCUGCUGCUGCCGUUGCUGAAGCUCCCAAGAAGCGUGGCCGUCCCGCUGCUGCUGCCACCGCUGCCAAAGCUACCGCCGAAAAGAAUGGGGAAAAGAAGCCUACCAGCAAGAAGAAGGAUUCCGCUGCACCUGUCGCUACCAAAUCAAGUCCUAAGGCCAUCGGAUUGACCGUCGAACGCUGGUAA
Molecule: messenger RNA, 831 nt
Organism: Linnemannia hyalina
Lineage: Eukaryota; Fungi; Mortierellomycota; Mortierellomycetes; Mortierellales; Mortierellaceae
Source: the annotation of a GenBank genome assembly